AUGGUCCGCCGAUUCUCCAAGUUCCCUAAAAAGCCCGCCGACUGGGUCGCUCCCUCGGCGCCGCUCGCUGAGCGGAAGCAGGUAUUCCUGCCCAGGUUCACAAUCGCCCUGAUGCGCACGCCCUUCCUUCCUCCCCGCUACGCCUCCUUCUACGUCCCGUUAAACUUCAACAAGCUCGACAUCCGCGACUACCUCCAGCGCGCCUACGGCGUCGGCGUCCUCAGCGUGCGCAGCUAUGUCGAGCAGCAGAAGGUCACUCGUUUGCGGCCGGCGGGCAAGUUCGGAUACGGCAAGUUGCGACGGCCCAUGGCGAAGAAGAAGAUGACCGUUGAGAUGAAGGAGCCGUUUGUGUGGCCUGAGGCGCCGAAGGAUAUGUCUGCCUGGGAACAAGAACAAUUCCACAACACCUCCAAAUACCAAAGCGAUAUGCAGCGCUCCCAGCGCCCCGACGCCGGCAUGGAGCCCAACAAGGACGCACGCAAGGACUACGAAGCCGACGCGAAGAAAUUACUCGAGGGAUCGAAGGCCUGGAGGCCGACCUGGCAGGCGCUGGGACUCAACUAUGACCGCACAACUAUCGGGAAACGGUCAUGAGUUGGGAAGUAGCUAGUUU
Aspergillus campestris IBT 28561 is the source of this 613-nucleotide messenger RNA. Its product is annotated as mitochondrial 54S ribosomal protein uL23m. Gene Ontology annotation, biological process: mitochondrial translation. Gene Ontology annotation, cellular component: ribosome; mitochondrial large ribosomal subunit. The record is from RefSeq and is a predicted model, not a curated record. The transcript is spliced from 3 exons. Gene Ontology annotation, molecular function: structural constituent of ribosome. Bases 1 to 594 code for a protein of 197 amino acids. Lineage: Eukaryota; Fungi; Ascomycota; Eurotiomycetes; Eurotiales; Aspergillaceae.